Mesocricetus auratus (golden hamster) is the source of this 2376-nucleotide messenger RNA. RefSeq names its product potassium channel tetramerization domain containing 15 (gene Kctd15). Gene Ontology annotation, biological process: protein homooligomerization. NCBI's taxonomy places the organism in Eukaryota, Metazoa, Chordata, Mammalia, Rodentia, Cricetidae. The record is from RefSeq and is a predicted model, not a curated record. The transcript has 7 exons. Gene Ontology annotation, molecular function: protein binding. The coding region runs from base 257 to 1123 and encodes 288 amino acids.
GUAACUCCAGGACGAGACCGGAGCGACCCGCGCGCUUCGAGCACCAGGCGACCAGGCUGCGCCGGGCGCCCGACACCGGCGGCUGCGCGGGGGGGCGGGGGCCGCGCCGGAGCCCGAUCCGCCGCUCCGGCUCCGAGCACUGGUCUCGGGCCGCGGUCCACCGCAGAUGCAUUUGUCGGAGGGAGCAGUGGAGAUUCGGGUCAAGGCGUAAGGCCUGGGGCUUCCAAUGAUACUCUGGGCAGGGAUGGAAGCCUAGAUGCCUCACCGCAAGGAGCGGCCGAGCGGGUCCUCGCUUGCAUACGCACAAGGCAGCGGCGGCGGUGGAGGCACCACCUCGGAGGGAGGAAAUAUGUCCCGGCUGUCACUCACCCGGUCGCCAGUGUCUCCCCUGGCUGCCCAGGGGAUCCCACUACCAGCUCAGCUGACCAAAGCCAAUGCACCCGUGCACAUUGAUGUGGGCGGUCACAUGUAUACCAGCAGCCUGGCCACGCUCACCAAGUACCCCGACUCCAGAAUAAGCCGCCUCUUCAACGGCACAGAACCCAUUGUUCUAGACAGUCUCAAGCAACAUUAUUUCAUCGACCGGGAUGGGGAGAUUUUCCGCUACAUCCUGAGUUUCUUGCGGACGUCAAAACUGCUGCUUCCAGAUGACUUCAAGGACUUCAACCUGCUGUACGAGGAGGCGCGGUACUACCAGCUGCAGCCCAUGGUUCGGGAGCUGGAGCGCUGGCAGCAAGAGCAAGAGCAGAGGCGACGGAGCCGGGCCUGUGACUGCCUGGUGGUCCGCGUCACCCCCGACCUGGGAGAACGCAUUGCGCUCAGCGGUGAGAAAGCCCUCAUUGAGGAGGUCUUCCCCGAGACCGGGGAUGUCAUGUGCAACUCCGUCAACGCCGGCUGGAACCAGGACCCCACGCACGUCAUCCGGUUCCCCCUCAACGGCUAUUGUCGGCUCAACUCUGUGCAGGUCCUAGAAAGGCUGUUUCAAAGGGGGUUCAGCGUGGCCGCCUCCUGCGGGGGCGGCGUGGACUCCUCCCAGUUCAGCGAGUACGUGCUUUGCCGGGAGGAGCGGCGACCACAGCCCACCCCGACUGCCGUCCGGAUAAAGCAAGAACCCCUGGACUAGGCCCUGCUUCGUCGGGGCCAACCCGAGACCCCCCACUCAGUCCUGGGGCAACCCCAGGGACAUGGAAAGAGUGCUGAGGAGUCCUGCCUGUUUGUGCUUCAUGCCGGGCACCAGACUGGGGCUAGGGACCGGAGGGUCUGAGCUCAUCCCUGGGAGCGCAAAGCGCCAUGGCAACAGGAUGAGGGAUGCCAGGGGCAUGCCCGUGGAAGGGCAGUUAACGUGACCCAGAGACGCCGGGCUUCCGGUCCUUCUGCUCCUCAGCCCCGUACGGCGGAGCUCUGCAGGGCCAGCCACUCCAGAGCACGCUCGGCGGAUGUCGGCGGACCUCCUCGCGUCGGAGAUGGCUUAUUUUUCUACAGUAUUUAAAACACAAACUAACUGUCGCUGCACGGGUCCGCAAGGCCAACAUGAACCGUCGCUGCUCUUACCUGGUGCUCAGUUCCCGGUUCAGUAUUGAGCGGACCUUGCAAAGGAUGGGGCUGCGGGCAUUCGGGCCCGGGUGCCUGUUGAGCUGGGGCUGUGGGGGCAGAUGUGGCUGGCGGUGGUGCCGCCAGAGAUGGAACAGCCCCCCCCCAAGGGGCAGGGCAGCCGGGGGGAGGGCAAUGGGGGCUUAAGUGACUCUGGCUUUUUCCCUGAGACACUCUGCUGCCCCCCGAGGCCAGGCUGUACUUCUGGUGCGCACCUGACCUGCCAAUGCCCAGGAGCUUCCAAUCCUAACUGGCUGGGUUCACAUCUGUGGGUUCUCGGAGAAGUCUCCACCCAUCCAGUCAGCAUGGGGCCACAGCUUACCUCAGGAAUGGGCCCUCCUACCAAGGGACCCAUCUGUCACCGUCAAUCUCUGGGUCCCCAGCUCAGGGAGCCACCCUCCAGUUUUCCCACACCCGUGGAGUUUUAAUGAAAUGUACUAAACUAGCCUGUCAGUAAGGCAUAGACCCAAUCGUACCCAGAGCUCUUAACCUCCCCCCAACUCCAACAAGGACUGGGCCUCGCAGACCUGCUGUCUCUCAGACAACAGGCCCAAAAGAUGGACACCCUGACCUUGUCACAUCUCCCCUAGCUCCUCCCACGUGGAGGGACUGCAGAGAACUGAUGGAGGGGGCGCCCUGGCCGGCACCCCCUCUUGUAUAAUGCCUGUAGACUUGUAUAUGACUCCUUUAAUAUUGUAAAGAUGUACAAUUGUUUUGUGUGUGUGUGUGUGUGUGUAAACACAUCGCGUUCCGGGUUCAUGCCAUAAAGAACGCUAUAAAGCAGAA